AUGCCGAAAAGAAAACGGAAGGACGCGGAUAAUAAUGACGGCGAGAAAGAGGAGCCUCGCAGAUCGAGUCGUCGGGGGGCGACGAGGAAUUUGAAGGAGGAACCUAAGAUCGAGGGACCUAAACGGGCUGGGAAGUCUAAGGCGGCGCGCGUGGUUGAUGGGAGCAGUGAGGAGGUGUCUAAACCAUCCAAAUCCUCUACAUCCGUCCCAUCCACCAAAGCCGCCUCAAAACUCCCGGCAGCUUCUCCACCCGGCCGUCAAUACUGGCUCAUGAAAGCCGAACCCGAGUCACGUUUAGAAAAAGGACAAGACGUAAAAUUCUCCAUCGAUGACCUGGCUGCAAAGACAGAGCCUGAGCCUUGGGAUGGUAUUCGCGCGUAUGCAGCUCGUAACAAUCUCCGCGCGAUGAAGAAACACGACAUGGCUUUCUUCUACCAUUCGAGCUGCAAAGUCCCCGCCAUAGUCGGCACCAUGGAAAUCGUGGAGGAGCACUCCCCAGACCUAUCAGCACACGACCCCUCAGCACCCUACUACGACGCCUCCUCCAAACCCUCAGAUCCCAAAUGGUCCGUGGUGCAUGUUGAAUUCCGCCAGAAACUCGCAACGCCCAUCACGCUUAAGGAAUUGAAAGCUUGGCAGGCGCAGAAGGGCCAUCCGUUGGAGAAUAUGCAGACGUUGAAGUUGGCGAGGAGUAGUGUUAGUAAGGUUAGUGGGGGCGAGUGGGAGUUUUUGAUUGGCCAGAUGAGGGAGAGGGGGGAUGUGAUUGAGGAAUAG
Venustampulla echinocandica is the source of this 774-nucleotide messenger RNA. RefSeq names its product DUF55-domain-containing protein. The coding region runs from base 1 to 774 and encodes 257 amino acids. The transcript is spliced from 5 exons. Gene Ontology annotation, cellular component: nucleus. NCBI's taxonomy places the organism in Eukaryota, Fungi, Ascomycota, Leotiomycetes, Helotiales, Pleuroascaceae. The record is from RefSeq and is a predicted model, not a curated record.